UGAGUGUGCUGAAGGCUGCUCGACUGUCAGAUACAGAAGAUGUUUGACAGACUCACCGGCCACACAACACCUCAUUUAUAACCAUUUCAGUGUUUCUGCCUGUCGCGUUACACAGAGAAUCUGUCCAGCCAUCUGUUCUGGCAAGAGAAGAGAAGAAGAGCAAGAAAAAAAACAGGCAGGAAAGCGGGCGUCUUGUCUUGGUAUUAAUUGGCUUGGAUGGAUGCGGAGCUUAUGUGACUGAAAUGACCCUGUGAAUCGGCACAUUUUUAAGAUGUCAGAAACCGGAGAGUCCGAAAAUCUCCCAGAACACACCAUGGAGGAAACGUCACCUCAGUGCUGUACUACAAACACGGAGGACUGUCAAAAGUCCAGCCAGCCAAAAUCAGAGGAUAACCACGAGCAUCUUACAAAGAAGCUGAAGACUAAAGGGAAAUUAAUUCGAAGCGCGGCUGUAUGUGAUGAGUCUGUUUCCACAGACGAGAACAGCAAGGAAAAAGAGAGCAAGACAAGUAUAUCUAGUAACCAUGGCGACAGUCCUGUGUGCGAUGAGGUGGAAGAGAAGAGCAUCACAUCUAAAAAAGCAAGUUUAUCCAAAGAGCCCAGUCUGGAGUACACCGACUCCACCGGCAUCGAUCUGGAGGAGUUUUUAAUCACUACUUUGAAGAGCAGUCCCAGGGACAGACUGAUGCUCUUAAAACUGGAGCAAGACAUGACUGACUUCAUGACCGAUAACAGCUCCUAUAAGAAGUUUCCUCAGAUGUCCUCAUAUCACCGGAUGCUCGUCCACCGGGUCGCUGCUUAUUUUGGUCUGGAGCACAACGUGGACCACAGUGGGAAAGCAGUUAUCAUCAACAAAACUUGCAACUCCAGGAUACCAGAACAUCGGUUUGCUGAACAUGUUCAAGAGGAGAAAAUGGAAGAAAGAAGAUUAAUUUUAAAGAGAGACACCAGUCAGGAGAAAGAAGAUGGUCAGCUGAGAGUUCCUUCGCUUAAAGAGCAGAUGAGGAGCAGGUCGAUAGAGGAGCGUGAGGAGGAGUAUCAGAGAGUCCGAGAGCGCAUAUUCUCACAGGACGCCACUUGCCUUUCGCAGAGUGUUUAUAUUGAGACCAGAGGUCCAGAUGACGGCAGUAUUCUCACUGAGACUCAGAGAAGACGGCAGCUCUUCAGGGGCGAGCGGGACGGUUCAGGUCGUCUGUCCGGCAGCCGGCAGAGCAGUUUCGAGCUGGACUGUCACUGGAAUAAUGACCCUCGACCCUGGAGCAGCACGGAUUCUGACAGCCCGACAUGGAGCUCCAAAUCUGCACACACUCGCUCAGACAGCAGCUCCAAACUCUGCAAACCAGCAGUGUCAGACUCGGCUCUGUCAUACGCUCCAUCCAACAACAACAACCCGACUUACAUUAUCGUGCCUGCUGAAUCAUCAAUACCUCCUGGGAGCAUCUUGCUGAAUCCGCAUACAGGGCAGCCGUUUCUAAAUCCUGAUGGGACUCCUGCUGUUUACAAUCCACCAGUGAGUCAGAAGUCCAGUAUACAGCUUAACCCAGUGCAGCCACAAGCCCCGCCCCUUCCCCCUCAGCAGCAGCCAAUAGUAAGCCACGGUGUCCCACAGGUUCAAUACUCCUCGGUGUCAUACCUUCCACCUCAGCAAAUGAACACUUCUACCUCUCAGCAGCUCCCUAUGGAACAGACUAGGGAAGACAUAAGCGCUAAGUUUGGUCACAUGACCUUGAGUCACCAAUCAUCAGGAGAUCCUCCAGAAAUGUCCUCAUUCUACAUGCAGGGAGGUCCGCCCACACACACCUAUGCUCCGCCCCUCCACAGCUAUGCUCCAUCUCACCAAUCAGAGAGUUACAUGAGCCCUGGAAUGACUCUGGCUCCUCCCACAGCCCCGCCCCCUCCGAAUCAGCAGAGCAGCCAGGUUUCAGUUUACAGUUACCCGGUUCAGUGCGCCAGUGCAUCUCAACAGUACACAGCAGCUGCUUACAGCACACAGACAGGAUAUCAGCCUGUGGUUUCUAAUCAACAAGGAUGCCUGGGCAUAAUGGGAAGUCAGGUUUUACCACAAACACAGCAAGGGAUUAUGGGAGCUUACUCAUCUGUAUCCUCCUAUCAGGUACCGCAGCAGCAUCAGUCUGCAGUGCUGGUGUCUGGUCAGGGCGGGCAGACGCAGUGUAUGGUUCCCCCUGCUGGAGUUCAGCUUUACUGCAACUCUCCUCCUCCUCCAGCUCUCAAUAUGAUGGGAGUCUCCUUCCAGUCAUCUAGCUGCAAAAAUGGCUGUAACGUUAACCAGAACCAGUGCUGGUACUGAUAUCAAUUCAAAUGCAUAUACAGUAUUUGUAUACACGAUAAUGUUCAGUCUGUAGCAUACGAGUCUGAGAGCAUCCCUCAGAUUCAGCCUUUUCUACUUGGUCAGAAAAUUGAUUUGACUUUUACUUUACAUGGAUAUCAAUUAUGAGAGUAUCAUGUUUAAAUUGCCGUGAGAGCAUAAUUUAUACUAUUUAUAUUCCUUGUGUUUUUGCCUAAUAUACAUAUGUUGUAUUUGAAUAGUUUACGAUACUAUAUAUUUAUCUUGUUUAUGUCACAUGAGUGAAACUAGAGUCAGUGUUCUCCGUUAUCAACAAAGUAGAACUAUGAAGAGCUCUUUUAAAAUAUAUAUAUAUUUUUUUUUGUUUGUUUGGUUGUUUUACAGAGUUUUAUUUGAUCGGAUUGGAUAAUAUCUAUGUGAUAAUAUUUCUUAAAUAUAUUGCCUUUUAAUUGGUAAA
Danio aesculapii is the source of this 2762-nucleotide messenger RNA. RefSeq names its product cAMP-regulated phosphoprotein, 21 (gene arpp21). The coding region runs from base 272 to 2308 and encodes 678 amino acids. The record is from RefSeq and is a predicted model, not a curated record. Gene Ontology annotation, cellular component: cytoplasm. The transcript has 20 exons. Lineage: Eukaryota; Metazoa; Chordata; Actinopteri; Cypriniformes; Danionidae. Gene Ontology annotation, molecular function: nucleic acid binding.